ACCCUCUCCCCCUCCCCCCAGGACCCUAGCUUCCGGCCGCGGCGGCCUUAGCGCCGCGCGACUGGACCGACAGUCCGCUGUUUGCGGUAUGCGGUGCUGAGGACCGAAGGAGAGCCAUGAACCUGCUGCCGUGUAACCCCCACGGCAAUGGGCUGCUCUACGCCGGCUUCAACCAGGACCACGGAUGCUUCGCGUGUGGGAUGGAAAAUGGAUUCCGAGUCUAUAACACCGAUCCACUCAAAGAAAAAGAGAAACAAGAGUUUUUAGAAGGAGGAGUUGGCCAUGUGGAAAUGUUAUUUCGCUGCAACUAUUUAGCUCUGGUUGGUGGUGGAAAGAAGCCGAAAUACCCUCCCAACAAAGUGAUGAUCUGGGAUGACCUGAAGAAGAAGACUGUUAUCGAGAUAGAGUUCUCCACAGAGGUCAAGGCUGUCAAGUUGCGGCGAGAUAGAAUUGUGGUGGCUUUGGACUCCAUGAUCAAGGUGUUCACGUUCACACACAACCCCCAUCAGCUGCACGUCUUUGAAACCUGCUGUAACCCUAAAGGUCUCUGCGUCCUGUGUCCCAACAGUAAUAAUUCUCUUCUCGCCUUCCCUGGCACCCACACGGGCCACGUGCAGCUCGUGGACCUGGCCAGCACUGAGAAGCCACCAGUAGACAUUCCCGCUCACGAGGGCGUCCUGAGCUGCAUUGCUCUCAACCUGCAGGGAACAAGAAUUGCAACUGCAUCUGAAAAAGGGACCCUUAUAAGAAUAUUUGAUACUUCAUCAGGGCAUUUAAUCCAGGAGCUACGAAGAGGAUCUCAAGCAGCUAAUAUCUAUUGCAUCAACUUCAAUCAGGACGCUUCCCUCAUCUGUGUGUCCAGUGACCACGGCACUGUGCACAUUUUUGCAGCUGAAGAUCCAAAAAGGAAUAAACAGUCUAGCUUGGCAUCCGCUAGCUUCCUUCCAAAGUACUUCAGCUCCAAGUGGAGUUUCUCCAAGUUUCAGGUCCCCUCAGGCUCUCCAUGCAUCUGUGCCUUUGGAACAGAGCCCAACGCAGUCAUUGCCAUCUGUGCCGACGGCAGCUACUACAAGUUCCUGUUCAGCCCCAAGGGGGAGUGUGUCCGGGACGUGUGUGCACAAUUCCUGGAGAUGACUGAUGACAAGCUGUGACUCUGCCCUUGAGUGCAGCUGAUGCCACCACCCAGUGCCCUGUGGACUCCUGGGGCUGGUGCCAGUGCCCCAGGCCUGUGGGUGAGGGGCUCAAGGACUCCCGGGACCUUGGUCUUGAAGCCAUACGUGGUUGUCUGCCUUCCUGAGCAAGGCUUCCCGUUGCCACAUUAAAGAGAAUCAUCAUCACAGUUCCACAGAUGCUCUGUGGCUCUGGGCAUCUUGUGCCCCCCACUGGCCUCUUUUCCUUUAGUUCAACUUUGAUGUUAGCAUUAGUGGCCGCACUGUAUCUUCAUGCUGAGAGGCUCCCUGCCGACCUGUGGACCAUCCAAGAGCAGCACACGUGUGGGAGCUUGUUUUGCAGUAGAGGCCGUCAGUUUUCCCUUCUUCAGUGGGAGGGAUGAGCGUGCAGGACUCAGAUCCUAGACUGGUUCCAGUAGAGUAAGAGCAGCUUGUCCAGAACAGGGACGGAGCUCCCUCUGCUGCACACGAGGAGCCCUGUUCAGAUGCACUGUGGUGUGGUCUCUAGGUGUCCUGACCUUGUUAGGACCACACCCCAGACCCACCAGCAAGUAGAAUGCGUGUGGCACCCUCCUGAGGCCCAGUGCUCAGGCUGCAAAGAGCGGGGUCUCCUGGUUUAGUUUGGGUUAAAACAGUUUUCCAUUACUGUAGGAAACGAAGUAAUACAGACUUUAAAGAUGAGUCACAGAAGAAAGUCACUUAGGGGCCUUCUCAGGGCCAUGCCCAUGUGUCCCCUUGUGACCUGUUGGUGUGGAGGGAACUGCCUUGACCUGAGGCAUCCACCCUCUCAUUGCCCCAUGUCCGGAAGUGCAUCCUGACACUGGGGGUGGCAGCACGUCCAGUACUGACAAGGCUUUGGUGCCGGCACUUGAGGUGUGUGCUUAGUUUUCUUACAUCCCUUCUAAGAAGCUCAGUUUUGCGUCUUUGAUUUCAGGUUGCAGCAUUUAAAUUCUGCACAGCAGCAGGUCUCAGUUCUGCCAGUGCCCUUACUCCUGUAAUCGACUAAUUUGUAUGUGGAUUUGAUGUCAAGUAUGCAUGUUGCCUUUAUGUGUAUUUAAUCAUGAAACUUAAUUUUGCACACUUAUUUGUACUGUUUCUUUUAAAUAAAAGUGACUAAUUUUGUUGUACUCUG
Messenger RNA from Nannospalax galili (Upper Galilee mountains blind mole rat), 2301 nucleotides. RefSeq names its product WD repeat domain 45B (gene Wdr45b). Bases 117 to 1151 code for a protein of 344 amino acids. NCBI's taxonomy places the organism in Eukaryota, Metazoa, Chordata, Mammalia, Rodentia, Spalacidae. The record is from RefSeq and is a predicted model, not a curated record. Gene Ontology annotation, biological process: autophagy of mitochondrion; nucleophagy; protein lipidation. Gene Ontology annotation, molecular function: phosphatidylinositol-3-phosphate binding; protein binding; phosphatidylinositol-3,5-bisphosphate binding. The transcript has 10 exons. Gene Ontology annotation, cellular component: cytosol; phagophore assembly site membrane; extrinsic component of membrane.